AUGCCACCGUCGCCUCGCACUCCGCCAGCCCCUUCCACUCCGCCAGGCCAGCCCCACACGACCUACCAGUCCUUCGCAGACCUCUCGCCCUCCUCUCCGCCUCCCCACCCGAGUGGCUCGCCUGGGACGCGGUCGAACCGGCGACGGAGCUUCCGAGCGCUAGGACGGGGUGCAGGGGGUGGGGAUGGGCGAGACGAGCGGGAUCCAGACGGGAAAGACAGCGUCGGGAAGGACGAGUCCGAGGAGGGCGAGUGGACGACUUGGCGGCUCAAUACGCUCACAGUGGGCAUACUGGGAGCGCAAUUAGCCUGGACAGUAGAGAUGGCCUACGGCACGCCUUACCUUCUUGGUCUGGGCUUGUCGAAGGAGGCGACUAGUUUGGUGUGGAUGGCGGGACCGCUGAGCGGGCUGAUCGUCCAGCCAGUCGUCGGCGCCCUCUCCGACUCCUCCCCCGGCGGCUUCCGCCGGCGCUUCUACAUCGUCCUCUCGACCCUCCUCAUCAUCCUCUCGACCAUCGUCAUCGCCUACGCGCGCGAACUUGCCUCUCUACUCUGCUCGUCAUCGAUUUUUGGCGGUGUAGGCGACUGGGACCCGCAGCGGAAGGAGAGGGAGAGGUUGGUCGCCAUUGCGGCGGGGGUGUUGGGGUUCUACGUCCUCGAUUUCAGCUUGAAUGGGCUGCAGGCUUCGUUGCGGGCCCUCGCACUCGACCUCUCCCCCCUCUCGCUCCAAUCCCUCUCAACCGCCUGGCUCGGCCGCCACACCCAUAUCGGCAACAUCCUCGGCUACCUCUUCGGCUAUCUCGACCUCGGCCACUCGCCACUCCUCUCGUGGCUCGGGGACGGCCAGUUCCGCAAACUCAGCGCGAUCAGUUUGGUUGUGCUUGCGGGGACGGUGGGCGUGACUUGUUGGUGCUCGGAGGAGAAGGAGCGGAAGGGAGAGGAGGAGAACGGGAAGGAGGGAGUGUGGAGCAAGGUGGUGGACGUUGUCAGGGACGUGAGGGAUAAUGUGAGGGAGCUGCCGAUGCCGGUCAGGAGGGUGUGCUACGUCCAAUUCUUCGCGUGGACUGGAUGGUUCCCCUUCUUGUUCUACAGCACCACCUACGUCUCCGAGACACUCUACGCCUCACUCCCGCCCUCGACUCCACCUCCCUCGUCCGACUCGGCAACCCGGCUAGGCUCGCUCGCCCUCCUCCUCUAUGCGCUCGUCUCCCUCCUGACGGGCACCCUCCUCCCCUUCCUCACCUCCCUCUGCACGACCUACCCCUCUCUCCCCUCGCGCCUCCCUCGCUGGGCUCGAAUCGCCCUCUCAAACCUCAGCCCGCGCGGGUGCUGGGUCGCUGGGCUUGUUUGGUUUGCAGUGGUCAUGGAAGGGACGUUCUUUGUGAAGGGAACGAAGGGCGCAAUGGCGGUUGUGGCGCUGGCGGGCGUGCCGUGGGCUAUCAACUGUUGGGUCCCCUUCGCGCUCGUCAUGGAAUGCAUCCGCGAAUUGGAAGACUCGCCUCCUCCCUCUCCUUCGUCCUCCACCGCCUCUACUCCUCCGCCCUCGUCUCCAACUCAGGCCUCUCCUCGCGCGCCGCCGCGUCUACGCGACCGCCCUCCGUUCCGCGCCACGACCCUCCGCCAUCCUUCUUACCACGGCCUGCCCUCUUCCUCCCCUCACCGCACUCCCUCUUCUCCCUCUCACCCCUCUCACCAGCCCGACUCGCGCACGCCCCUCCUCUCUCACCCGACAGACGACCCCCAACCUCGCCGCAAGCAACCAGCAGGCGGCACGAUCCUCGGCCUGCACAACCUCUCGAUCGUCGUCCCUCAAUUCUUCGUCGCGCUCGUCUCGGCUCUCAUCUUCCGUCUCACGGCUCACUCGCCUUCUUCUGAAGCAGGAGCGGGAGGAGGGGAAGGGGAGAGUGUGGUUUGGGUUCUGAGGUUCGGCGGGUUGGCGAGUUUGGUGGGUGCGGGUGUGUGCGCGUGGGUUGUCAAGGAGUCGGGGAGCGAGAGGGCGUAUAGUGAGUGGGUUAGGAGUGGGCGGCGGAGGAUGGAUGGGGACGAGGAUGAGGACGUCGGAGAGGGGAGCGUGUAG
Molecule: messenger RNA, 2076 nt
Organism: Rhodotorula toruloides NP11
Lineage: Eukaryota; Fungi; Basidiomycota; Microbotryomycetes; Sporidiobolales; Sporidiobolaceae
Product: MFS transporter, sucrose transport protein
Exons: 7
Coding region: 1-2076 (691 amino acids)
Cellular component (GO): membrane
Molecular function (GO): sucrose:proton symporter activity
Source: RefSeq, a predicted model, not a curated record